Messenger RNA from Periophthalmus magnuspinnatus, 5776 nucleotides. RefSeq names its product mitogen-activated protein kinase kinase kinase 15 (gene map3k15). Lineage: Eukaryota; Metazoa; Chordata; Actinopteri; Gobiiformes; Gobiidae. The transcript has 30 exons. Gene Ontology annotation, biological process: protein phosphorylation; cellular response to stress; MAPK cascade. The coding region runs from base 64 to 4122 and encodes 1352 amino acids. Gene Ontology annotation, molecular function: ATP binding; MAP kinase kinase kinase activity. The record is from RefSeq and is a predicted model, not a curated record.
UUCAGAAUAAAGCAAUAGGAGGGAGCGAGAGGAGCAGACCGGCCGUGCGAGCUUGGAGAGAGUAUGGAUCCCGUGCAGAACUCGCAGGUAUCGGACAUGACAGGGGAGCACAACGUCGGACCAUGCGCCGUGGACCGGGCCGACGUGUCCAGCCCGUGUCCCGCUAUCGCCAAGCAGCGGUCCUUACGGGUGGUGUACGUUCUGAACGAUGGGAUGAAGUCGGCGAUGGCGAUCAGUCCCGAGUCCGGAGCGCUGCAGUGUCUCCAGCGGGCGUGCGACGCGGAGAGUGCCCUGCUCACCACCGUCGCGUUUGGGAGACUGGAUUUUGGAGAGACGUCAGUGCUGGACAGUUUCUACGACGCAGACAUAGCGGUGGUGGACAUGAGCGACGUGUUUCGGCAGCCCUCCCUGUUCUAUCACCUGGGGGUGAGGGAGAGCUUUGACAUGGCCAAUAACGUCAUUUUAUACCACGACACAGAUCCUGAUACAGCACAAUCUUUAAAGGACAUGGUGGCUCAGAAGAACACAGCCUCUCGUUCUGUAGCUCUAGGUUUUCCUUGGGUUCAGUUGCCUCCUGAAUACAGAGGCUCUGGAUUGAGAAAUAAAGCCUCCAGUGGUAACUACUACUUCAUCCCAUACAUAGUGACUCCGAACCACGAGUACAUGUGCUGUGAGAGUGACGCACAGCGCAGGGCCAGUGAGUACAUGCAGCCCAACUGGGACAACCUGCUGGGACCUCUGUGUGACCCCCUCAUCGACCGCUUCACCAGCCUGCUCAAAGAUAUACACGUUACCUCAUGUGCUUCCUUUAAGGACACUCUGCUGAACGACAUCCGAAAGGCGAGAGAGAAGUACCAGGGUGAGGAGCUGGCCAAAGAACUGUCCCGAAUAAAACUGAGAAUUGACAACACAGAGGUCCUCACACAGGACAUCGUCAUGAACCUGCUCUUUUCGUACAGAGACAUACAGGACUACGAUGCCAUGGUGAAGCUUGUUCAGACUCUGGAGAUGUUGCCUACAUGUGAUUUAGCAACGCAACCAAUGAUUCAGUUCCACUAUGCAUUUGCACUAAACAGGAGGAACAGCCCGGGGGACAGGGAGCAGGCUCUCAGAGUGAUGCUGCAGGUGCUUCAGUCCUGUGAACAUCCAGCUCCAGACAUGUUCUGUCUCUGUGGACGAAUCUACAAAGACAUUUUCCUCGACUCGGACUGUAAAGACACCAAGAACAGGGACAACGCCAUACAGUGGUAUAGGAAAGGUUUUGAGCUGCAGCCAACUCUGUACUCUGGGAUCAAUCUGACGGUGCUACUUAUUGUUGCUGGACAUCAAUUUGAAAACUCUAUGGAGCUGAGAAAAAUUGGUGUAAGGUUGAACAGUCUGCUUGGGCGUAAAGGCUCUUUGGAGAAAAUGAAUAAUUACUGGGACGUUGGUCAGUUCUUCACUGUUAGCAUGUUAGCUCAUGAUGUUCCCAAAGCCACGCAAGCUGCUGAGAAACUCUUUAAACUCAAGCCUCCCAUUUGGUAUUUGAAAUCAGUGGUACAGAAUUUGCAGCUGAUUCAACGAUUCAAAAAACAGUCAAUUGAACAUUCCCCACUGAGAGAGAGACUCAACUUCUGGAUGGACAUCAUUGUUGAAGCCACUCAAGGCACCACCAACCGCCUCCGAUUUCCUGUAUUAAUCCUGGAGCCCACCAAAGUUUACCAGCCUUCGUAUGUAUCUAUUAACAAUGAAGCUGAGGAGAAGAAUGUGUCUAUUUGGCAUGUGUCUCCAGCCGAAACGAAGGGGAUACAUGAGUGGAACUUCACUGCACAGUCCAUCAAAGGAAUCAGUAUCAGUAAGUUCGAUGAGCGCUGCUGCUUCCUAUAUGUCCAUGAUAACUCGGAUGACUUCCAGAUCUACUACUCGACGGAGGAGCAGUGCGGUCGAUUUUGCGCUAUGGUCAAAGAGAUGAUUUCUGAUGGGACUGGCAAUGCCGUUGAACUGGAGGGAGAGCUGGAUGGAGAUACACUGGAAUACGAGUAUGACACUAAUGAGAAUGGGGACCGAGUGGUUUUGGGAAGAGGCACAUAUGGAGUGGUGUACGCCGGGAGGGAUCUCAGCAACCAGGUCCGAAUUGCCAUUAAGGAAAUCCCAGAGAGAGACAGCAGGUAUUCCCAGCCUCUUCAUGAGGAGAUAGCCCUGCACAAGUAUCUGAAACACAGAAACAUCGUCCAGUAUUUAGGAUCUGUCUCUGAAGACGGAUACAUCAAGAUUUUCAUGGAGCAAGUACCUGGAGGAAGUCUUUCUGCUUUACUGACGUCCAAAUGGGGUCCACUGAAGGAGGCCACCAUUAUCUUCUACACGAGACAGAUCCUGGAGGGGCUCAGAUACCUGCAUGAAAACCAGAUUGUGCACAGAGAUAUCAAGGGUGACAAUGUCCUGGUGAACACUUACAGCGGUGUUUUGAAGAUCUCAGAUUUUGGGACCUCCAAACGUCUGGCUGGAGUCAACCCUUGCACAGAAACAUUCACUGGUACACUGCAGUACAUGGCCCCUGAGAUCAUAGACAAGGGCCCUCGUGGUUAUGGGGCCCCGGCUGACAUCUGGUCUCUGGGCUGCACAGUCAUAGAGAUGGCCACUGGGAAACCUCCUUUUCAUGAACUGGGUGAACCACAAGCCGCUAUGUUUAAGGUUGGUAUGUUUAAGAUCCACCCAGAGAUCCCUGAGUCUCUGUCCCUGGAGGCCAAGUCCUUCAUCCUUCGCUGCUUUGAGCCCGACCCAAACAAGAGAGCGCUCGCUGUAGACCUGCUCAGAGACACGUUUGUGAGAAUGAACACCAAAGGAAAGAAGAGCAAGAUCGCCUACAAACCGUCAGACUACAUCCACAGCGUGUCAUUACCAGUGCAGUUGCAGUGUGAGGCCUCCGGGGGCAGCAGCUCUGAGCACGGCUCCGUGAGUCCAGACUGUGACUCCAAACAUGACAUGUUUUUCCAGAAGAAGAAAGACUCAGGGUCAGAAAACCUGCUCAAGCCCACCAACUCCAACUACCUCAGUGUCCCUGACGAGGGCUCUUCAGUGGAGGACCGCAGUAUCCCCCCCUCCCCUGAGGACAGAGACGGAGGACUGUUCCUGCUCAAAAAGGACAGUGAGAGACGAGCCAUCCUCUACAAAGUCCUCAACGACGACCAGGACAAAGUCAUCUCCAACCUCAAGGAGAAUCACAUACAGGGCAGUGAGGAGCUGCAGCUGUCGGUGGACCACAUAAAGCAGAUCAUCUGUAUCCUCAGAGACUUCAUUCAUUCCCCUGAGAGGAGAGUCAUGGCCGCCACCAUCUCCAAACUCAAACUGGACCUAGACUUUGACUCCACCUCCAUCAACCAGAUACAGCUCGUGCUCUUCGGCUUCCAGGACUCAGUAAAUAAAGUCCUGAGGAAUCACCACAUCAAACCUCACUGGAUGUUUGCGAUGGACAACAUCAUCCGCAGAGCUGUGCAGGCGGCUAUCACCAUCCUCAUACCAGAGCUGCAGACCCACUUUGGCCCGGCGUCGGAGUGUGAAGGAGCUGAGAAGGAUGAUGAAGUGGAUGAGGAGGAGGCAGAGUAUGCUCAGGUUUUGGCCUCUGCUCAUGAAGACUCAGUGACCACCACCGACCCCUCCUCCUCCGCUGUGAGCACGCUCCACUCAGGACAGUCCCAGGAACACCAGCGCACACACCACCAACUCAACGCUCAGCUCGGACGCCUCAAACAGGAGACCAACAGGCUGCUGGAGGAGCUUCUUCAGAGAGAGAGAGAAUACCAGCAGGUCCUGAAGGCCACACUGCAGCAGAGAGCCCACGACCUGGAGCUGGUCCGAGUACGACACAGACCCCCAGACAUCAGCCCGCCCUCCAUCUUCCACAUCCCAGCUGAUUUUGAACCAGACAAGGAGCUCACUGAUUGGCUGAAAGAGCAGGGGGCGGAUCCCGACACCAUAGACAAGUUCGUGCUUGAAGAAUACACACUGGCUGAUAUACUCAAUGACAUCACCAGAGACGACCUCCGCUGCCUACACCUACGGGGCGGAGUUCUGUGUCGCAUUUGGAGGGCGAUCCAGAGGCACAGAGAGAGGCAGAGGCUGAAGAGUCCCAAGAAAGAUGCAUGAUGGGAAUAAAAGGACCCUCGAAAAACAUGCACAUGUCCACACACUGCCAGCUGAGCACUGAUUUAUCCAACCAUACUUUAUUUGUAGUUUAAUGUCUGUUUUCGUAGCAUUUCUAUGUAAAAUCACUUAACUGAACCACUUUCUCAUUGCGCUCUAUCCAUAAGUUUCAGAGUGAUGAAAAAUUUGCACAGUUGCCAUAGCAAUUAACAGUUCAAACCAAAAUAUUUUGGUCAUGGUCCUCAAAAUGGCGCCUAUAAACAGGACGUUUGAAUAGAGAAAGUCAUGUAAGUAAUCAAUUUUAAUUUACACAAAACAAAAAGACAAAGUUUCAUUCCAAAAAAUACCAAAUCUGUAGUGGAAUAUUAGUAGUAAGAUAUUUAAAAAGUGUAAUUUACAAACGAUCUAUAGUUUUAUUUAAAAAAAAAAUCUGAUUUGUUCAUUUUUCUGAUCGCCUGUCUCCUGAAAGUUCAUACAUUUUAAUACCAGACAAAUUCCCAUAGACGGUGUAUGGUUAACCAGGCUACACGUCUCUGUGCCUUCACUAAACUCAAACACACCUGACCAAAGUCCAAAAGUUUCUACACAGCAACCUGUCUCCAAAAUUACUCUGAUAUUUAGUCAUCGUUCUUAUGGGCAAGGUCAGUCCGUUGCUGUUGUAUGUGGGCGGGUCAAUCAAUCAAGCGCAAUACAACUAUUACUACUACUAUUACUUAAAGUACUAGCACUACUACAUACUUGAGACAAUAAUCAUACUAAAUUACGUUAUGUUGUAUGUGUCACAAAACUACACUUAGCCUAAUGUGACACUUACUAUGAAAUAUAUUACAUUUCUACCAGACAAAACAUUUACUAUCCAAAGCUUUUGACAAAAUGUGUAAAAGUGGUUAAAAAUUGGCUGCGUUAUGCCACUGUUUAAGAUAAUACUGCAAGAUAAUCCGAGUAAACCAUUUUUAAAUAGGCUGUUUCAUUAAAGACAUGAGCUGCAACAAAUACAUAGCAGCAUGUACCAAUAAUGAGCCAUAACAGGGACUUAUUCACCCCUGCACAGCUCAAAUCCUAUCACAUUACAACAAAAAUCUCCCAAAUCUCCCACUUUUGCAAAGAAAUAGAACUCACGGUAAAUAUUGAGGUCCAAAAUAUAUUGUUCCAGUUUUCAUAUAUUGAAUGAUAAUUGUCAUGACAGGCCUAGUUAAACAUAACUCCAUUUAAUGUAAGACUAUUUGAAAAUUGUAUAUUUGUUUCCAUAUUAAAAUCCGUUGACUAUCACACUGCACUACUGCCUAUUACACUACAGUUUUUAAAUUGAGUUGAAUGAUUUUGAAUUCAGCCUUUGCAUUAUUGACCAUAAUCCUCCUAUAGGAAUUAUAAUAGUGUGUCUGCCCUGUCAAAUAUGCAAAUACAUCUGCCUUCAACAGUUAUUUUGAAUAGUAACUUUCUAAUUCUUUUUGUGCCUCCCUGGAUAGACAUGAAAUCAUAAAAACUGCCUUAUUUGCAUGUUAUUUAUUUAAAGUUAUGUAAAUGUGAUUAUGCGACCGAAAUCUUUCCUUAAUCGUUUAAACGUCCAUUUUUUUUCUAUUCAAAUUAUUUAUGUUCAAAUAUGUGUUGUGCUUCAAUGAAUGCUUAAGAAGUGCAAUAAAUAUUCAACGUACACACU